This is a messenger RNA of Strongylocentrotus purpuratus (purple sea urchin), 4815 nucleotides long. RefSeq names its product NACHT domain- and WD repeat-containing protein 1-like. The coding region runs from base 102 to 4793 and encodes 1563 amino acids. The record is from RefSeq and is a predicted model, not a curated record. Gene Ontology annotation, molecular function: protein binding. Lineage: Eukaryota; Metazoa; Echinodermata; Echinoidea; Camarodonta; Strongylocentrotidae. The transcript has 20 exons.
ACACGAGAACUUGAACUCCGAGAAGUAACUGUGUACCUAUAGACUACUGCUUGCUGAUAGAGUGAUCAUGUAACUUUGAAAAGGUGGUGAUCAAGCCAAACAUGGCCGAUGAGGAAGAAGAGUUAAAGAUAAAGCAGUCCAUCUACUCUGGCUCCACAUUAAUACCUGAACUCCCUCCUAAGGUGGUCAGGUUAUUUGUCAGCUCAACAUUUGUUGAUGCUGAAGCAGAAAGGAAUGUGCUGCUGAAUGAAGUGUACCCCACCGUGUGGUGGUGGUGUAAGAAUCAUGAUCUUGACUUCCAGCUGGUUGAUAUGCGGUGGGGUGUACGGGACGAAGCCUCAACUGACCAUACCACCACCCAGAUCUGUCUGAGGGAGAUACAGAAGUGUCAGAAUGUGUCUAUGGGGCCAAACUUUCUGUUCAUUCUGGGUCAGCGAUAUGGCUAUCGUCCCAUCCCAGCCACUAUCCCUGCUAGCAUGUAUGGCAUUCUCCAUGAACACGUCACUGACGCGGAUGACAUCAAGCUUCUGUCGUCGUGGUAUCUAAGGGAUGAUAACACAGUACCUCCUGUCUACGUUCUACAACCAAUCAUGGAGAACGUAAGGAAACAAUGGUCAGCCAUCUCUGAGCAGCUCAUAGAUAUACUCCGGAAAGCGGCAUCUGGGGCUGAGAACGCCGGACUGAUUACUCCUGCUGAAAAACACACAUUUUUUAUGUCAGUGACUGAACAAGAAGUGAGAGAGGCACUUGAUUCCAAGAAUCCAGAUGACCACUGUGUAGGGGUCUUAAGAACAAUCACGGAUCUAGAACAGAAUCUUAGACAAGCCAAUGCCAGCAAAUUCUGUGAUUUGGAUAGCAACAACAAGGUACAGGAGGAUGGAAAGGCACUUCUUGAAGAUCUCAAAGAGAAAUAUACAACAAAAUGCUUGAAAGAGCAGAACAUUCACCAGUUCAAUGUCAAAUGGUCUUCCAAGGGGAUUGACCCCUCUCGUUCAGAGCACCGAACCUACCUCGAUCAAUUCUCAAAUGCUGUAACUAACAGUACGAUCAAUCUCAUCAAGCGUGCCGAGACCAAGUACACCCACUAUGCACUCAGUAAAGACGAUCUCUUCCUGGAAGUCUGUCAUCAUGCUGAGUUCUGCCAUUCUAAGUGCAUCAACUUUCACGGUUGCGAGGACAUCAUUCAUUCCAUCUUUGCGAAAAUCAAAGAUGAGAUGUUCAGGAAGCCGAUCGCGAUCCACGGUCCAUCUGGAAGCGGGAAGACGUCCAUCAUGGCCAUGGUACAGGAGAAUGCUCAGAUGCACCUUGGUCGUCCUUGUGUGGUGGUAUCCAGGUUUCUUGGUACCACGUCUCAAAGCUCAACCAUCAUCAACGUGAUCCUCUCCAUAGCGCAGCAGAUCUGUGCUGCUUUUCAAAUCCAUGACAACAGUGAGCUUAUCGAGAGGAGGCCGAAGGAAUUGUUUCCCUACUUUCAUUCCCUCCUGGAAAAAGUAUCAUCUACCUCUGAUCGACAUCUGAUCAUCAUGCUUGAUUCUCUGGAUCAGCUUGAGAGUGCUCAUAGUGCUCAUAGAUGUUUGUGGCUACCGAGAAACCUACCUCCGAAAGUCAGUGUAGUUGUGUCCACUCUCCCUGACAUGUAUGGCAUUCUCCCCAAGCUGAGGCAGUUGCUUGGCAAUGAAGAAUGUUUCCUGUCUGUGGAAGCUCUCUCAGAAGGGACUGGUGAUGAGAUCAUGCAUACGUGGAUGCAGAGCACUGGACGAGCUGUGACAGAGGAACAGAAGAAUAUCCUCAAGAAAGCUUUCCUGAAGUGCCCUCAGCCCCUGUUCCUGAAGCUCCUGUUUGAGGAAGCACGUCGCUGGAAGUCUUAUACCAAGGUCAGGGAGGAGGACUUGGCUGUCACUGUCAGGGCGGCCAUCUGGAAACUCUUUGAGAGGCUGGAGAGGCAGUUUGGAUAUAAGCUGGUUUCCCAUGCUCUUGGCUAUAUAACUGCUGCUAGGAGUGGAUUAUCGCAUGCUGAGCUUGAAGACAUUCUCUCUAUCGACGAUGAAGUGUUGGAUGAGAUAUACCAGUACUGGUCCCCGGUGGAUCCUACCACAGUACGGAUUCCAUCACUGCUCUGGACUCGUCUUAAAUACGAGCUUGAGGAAUACCUUGUUGAGAGACAGGCUGAUGGAAGGGUUGUUAUGGUCCUCUAUCACAGACAAUUCAAGGAAGCAGCCCUUGCCAGAUACCUGAACGAUCCCAAGGUAGCACGACAACACUACCAGGUUUUGGCCGAUUUCUUCGAGGCUCGGUGGAGUGACAAACCAAAGACCCUGGUGUUAACUCAGAGGAAGGAGACCCUGCAGGCGUAUCGUAAAGUGGCCUCUCAGCCUCUCAGAUUCGACAAGGAGUUUAAUCAGAGGAAGAUCAGUGAGCUCCCCUACAGUCUGCUCUUUGCAGAAGACAUCCCCAGAUUCGUUGAGAGCACACUUGGUAACUACGAGUUCAUCCUGACAUCCAUGCUAGCCAACUCAACUCAGUAUCUGAUUGAGGAGUUGUCAUGGGCCCUCACCUAUCCUGACAUCCUUGGACCUGAGAUGUGCACUCAGCUUGGACUUCUACAAGACACACUACGACUGGCCAAGCCUACCCUUGAGUUCAAGAACAACACCCAACCCGUAGCCAUUGAGCUUCUGGGGCGAUUGAGCUACUUCGAGGAGCAGUAUCCCGAUGUGAUUGGUCGAGUGAUAGCGGGAUGCAAGACGUGGUGUCAGGAUACAAAUCGGUUACUUCUCAUCCCUCAGAUGAGCUUCUUCCCAACCCCUGGAGGCCCAAUGCGCACUACUCUCAUCGGACAUCUAGGUAACAUCUGUGAUCUGUCAAUAAGCAACGAUGGCAGCUACCUUGCAACAUCAGACACAGAGGGGGCUGUUUACAUCUGGGAGCUAGGCUUAGAUGAGUUGCUCUUCUUUAUGAGAGAUCCUCAAGAUGGCAAUCCUGUCACUCAUGUAACCUUCUCACAUGACAAUCGCUUGUUUGUGGGAUACAUCAAGGAGUCUGGAGUCAUUCAGGUCUGGAACAUGCAGAGUGGUGAUCCUGCCUCAAGGAUUGUGACUGUCAAUGAGACUGCGGAUCUGGACAAGAGAGGAGAUGAUCACCAGGCUUGCAUCAUUGUGCCCAAGAGUUCUGAGACCGUGGUGUUUGGUACUGCAAAGGAAGUGAAGAUAUACCAUAUCCAGUCUGGUGCCUUGCAGCGCACUAUCAAUGUAACCAGUGGUGAGAUCAAGGGACUUUGUUUGUCCUCGAAUGACCAGUACCUACACAUCAUAACACAGAAUGGUCACUUCAUCACUCAUAGCAUGACAACCUUUGACCUGCUCUAUGACCUCUGCCCUCAUGAAGGUCAAGUGAACUGUUUUACCAACACAGAGUCUGGAAGUGUAGGAAUGGGAUACGCAGAUGGCACAUUUUGCUUAAUUCAGCCAGAUGAGAACAAGAACAGCAAGGGGACUGUAGCAUUGACAGAAAAUGUUUCAGAACAAAAGUCAAUAGCUUGUGUGUGCAUCAAAGAAGACCUGAACCUGUUGAUAGUAGCAGCUGACAAGAACAUCUAUGUCUGGGACUAUGUGAAGAAGUGCUUGCAGAGCACGUUACAAGGUCAUGAAGAGUGUGUGGAGAGCAUUGAGGUAGCUACUGAUGGCAGUCUUCUUGUAUCUGGAGGUUAUGAUGACAUCAUCAUAGUGUGGGACUUGAUCAGUGGGACCGAGGUUCGAGUCUUGGAUGGUCAACAGAGUGACAUCUCCCUCCUCAGACGGCACAAGAAUCAACUUGCAUCUGCCUCCUUCAGCACCCCAUACAUCAAACUGUGGGACAUCUCCCCUCAAUACUUGUCACAGCACCACCACAAGUUUGUCGACAAGAAAGAUAUGGCAGCAAUAACCAAAGAUCUCCGGUAUGUUGUCCACCAGCAGUUCCCAGAGAAACCCUUGAUCAGCAUCUGGGAGAGUGAUGCCAAGAAAAGCGUGCAUGUGAAGACAGGGGAAGAUGAAAGCAGCAGAAUCACUUGCUUUACAGCAACUGACAUUGCCCGAACUGCCAUUGUAGGAUGCUCAGAUGGACGUGUAGUCAUCGCCGAUCUGAGCCUGAAGAAGGUCUUGAAUGUCCUUCCAGGUGACAAGAAUGCUGUUGCUGCCAUAGCAGUCCGCCAAGAUGAACGAUACAUAGCAGUUGCAUAUGCAAACAAUACAGUCUGCGUUAUAAACAUUCAAUCUCUUAAGACUCAGCGGCAGUUCAACCUUGAUGUCAAAGGCAACAUCUCCAAUCUCUGCCUCACCCUGAUGGACAUUCUGGUGGUGGCGAGUGAUGCAGGGCUGGUGUACGUGAAGCUGUCUUCGUCCAGUGAUCUUGUGAAGCUGGAAGGGAAUCAGAGUCCUAUUAAUUGUCUAGGAGUAAGUCCUGAUGAACACCAUGUGGCCUGUGGAAUGGAAGGUGCCAAUGCGUUAGUCUGGGACCUUCAGAUGACCAGAGUAGAUUUGCAGAUCAGGGCCAAGUCUGUCCAGCACCUUUGCUUCACCAAGGACAAUGAAUAUCUGGCAACGACUUCAAAUGACAAGAAAGUCUUCCUGUGGCGACGUAGCAACGGGAACCAGCUCCUUGAGAUCUACAUCUACUCCAACAUGUCCUGUCUUGCAGCUAUAGAGGGCGCUCUGAUUGGAACCACACAGAUCGGUCAAGUGGUUGCCAUGGAAAUCAAGGAUCGGAAAAAGCAAGCGUUGAAGAGGCAGAAGUCCAUGACAUGUGCCGUACUGUAAGCAGUUGAGUUCUGAAUGAAAA